GUUCUGGUGAAGGUUGCGGCCUGUGGCCUACAGCACCGUCACCUGGGACAGACACUCAAUGCUAUGCAACAGACCCUCACCACACUACACCACACGUUUGAGCUCAAUGUGUGCGGCGAAGGCGGCGAGUACGAGACCUUCACUCUGGACAUGCCGCUGUUCAAGAAGCGCAUUGUUGUGGAGGACGCAGAGAUUGUGAGGGUCAGUGAGGAUAAGCUGGCGCCGGUUGCUUACUACCGGAUCAAUCGAUUUUCAUUGGUGGAUAAAAAUAGCACAGACGUAGGUGUACAGGUGCCGGAGGAGGGGAGUGAAGAGGAUGCUGAAAUGGUUAGUGGCAUGGACAGUGCGUUGUAUCACGAUGUAGAGUACGGGCGAGAAUGUAUGGAGACGGUGGAGGCUAUGGACACAGUACACUACACAACACAAACACCAACAGAACACACACCCAACAUACACACACACACACCAGCAACAGAUCAGCACACAUACAACACACACACACACGUGUGCUUUUGCGACAACUCCCUCUACAUCGAAGGACUCCGCGGAGUCAACCACACACACACCCCACCGACUGAUGCAGCCCACAGCCCACCCACCGCCUCACAACAGAUGCAGCGUGUGCUGGAUCAACUAGCACAGCACCUGAGCGCACACGCACUGGACACGUCGCACGUUACGCGUGUGCAUUUGCUGGUGGCCGACAUGGCGCAGUUUGCGCAGGUGAAUGCUGAGUACGUGCGAGUGUUUGCGGAGAGACCCCCCUCGCGCGUGUGCGUGCAGGUGCCGUUGCCGGAGGGUGUGUUGGUGCAGUUGCACUGUGUGGCACACGCCCCUACCUCUGCUACAGACACGUCUUCUCGAGCUACGCGUGAGUGUUUGCAUGUGCAGAGUAUCUCACGGUGGUGUCCGGCGAAUAUCGGGCCGUACAGUCAGGCGGUGACACUCAGGGGCAAGGUCUACCUAGCUG
Molecule: messenger RNA, 970 nt
Organism: Sphaeroforma arctica JP610
Lineage: Eukaryota; Ichthyosporea; Ichthyophonida
Exons: 1
Biological process (GO): protein histidyl modification to diphthamide
Molecular function (GO): diphthine-ammonia ligase activity
Source: RefSeq, a predicted model, not a curated record